AAGGAGAAUUAUCGGAAAGAAAACAGUCAAGAAGCGCUUGCAAAUACACUACUCGGCACCCUGCAUAAAGAUAAUUCAUAGGUAGAGUGGAAAGAUAGAAGAAGAAGAAGAGCCGAGCAAGUACCCAGCUGGCUUGGCAUUAGAUAUUUUUGCAUAGAAGAAAUGGCCCCAGCCCUAUCUCUUAGGCCCUGUAUCUCUGCUUCUUCUAGUAAUUGGAGCCAGCCAAAAAUGCAUGCUAAUCCUUUCAUCGCAAACAUUAAAAUCCAUCGAAGAUUGGAAGUAGUGUCUAUGGGUAUGUUGUCUCCUAGAAAGUUUUUGCAAAAGAGAAGGAAAGUGGAAGUAUUUAAAGAUGCGUCCGAUGAGGCUGAUCAGAAGAAUUGGAGGAGACUGAUGAAGCAAAUCGAGGAUACAGGUUCUGCAGUUUCUGUGCUUAGAAGGGAGAGAAUCAAGAAAGAUGGUCUUCCUAGAGACCUGGUUUUGGGCACAUUAGUUAGGUUUAAGCAGCUAAAGAAAUGGGAUCUUGUUAGUGAGAUUUUAGAAUGGCUUCAGUCACAGCAUUGGUGGGACUUCAACGAAAUGGAUUUCCUUAUGCUUAUCACUGCUUAUGGAAAGCUAGGGGAUUUCAAUGGGGCUGAAAUGGUUUUGAGAUCUAUGAAUGGGAAUGGUUAUGUGCCAAAUGUUGUAUCACACACUGCACUUAUGGAGGCAUAUGGAAGAGGAGGCCGAUAUAACAAUGCUGAAGCCAUCUUUCGGAGGAUGCAGACCUCAGGCCCUGAGCCCUCCGCUUUGACGUAUCAAAUAAUACUAAAAACAUUUGUUGAGGGAAACAAAUUUAAGGAAGCUGAAGAAGUUUUUGAGACUCUUCUCAAUAAAGAAAAAUCACCUUUGGAACCAGAUCAAAAAAUGUUCCAUAUGAUGAUAUAUAUGCAGAAAAAGGCUGGGAAUUAUGAAAAGGCUCGUAAAGUAUUUGCGCUGAUGGCUGAGCGAGGAGUUCCACAAUCCACUGUUACUUAUAACAGUCUAAUGUCAUUUGAAACUAAUUAUAAGGAGGUUUCGAAGAUCUAUGACCAGAUGCAAAGAUCUGGCCUUCGACCUGAUGUUGUGAGCUACGCAUUGCUCAUUAAAGCUUAUGGGAGAGCUCGAAGGGAAGAAGAAGCUUUAGCUGUUUUUGAAGAGAUGCUGGAUGCUGGUGUCAGGCCAAGCCACAAAGCUUAUAACAUCUUGCUCGAUGCAUUUGCUAUCUCCGGAAUGGUGGAGCAAGCUCGGGUGGUGUUCAAGAGCAUGAGAAGAGACAGAUGCACCCCAGAUCUUUGCUCUUAUACAACGAUGUUAUCAGCAUAUGUGAAUGCUUCUGAUAUGGAGGGUGCUGAAAAUUUCUUCAAAAGACUGAGACAGGAUGGUCUUAAACCCAAUGUCGUCACUUAUGGGGCACUGAUCAAAGGGCAUGCCAAGGUAAAUAAUCUUGAAAAGAUGAUGGAAAUAUAUGAAGAAAUGCAGUUAAACUGUAUCAAAGCAAACCAGACAAUUCUCACUACAAUAAUGGACGCAUAUGGUAAGAACAAGGAUUUUGGCAGUGCUGUUAUUUGGUACAAGGAAAUGGAGCAUCAUGGGGUCCCUCCUGACCAGAAGGCACAGAACAUUCUUCUAUCUCUGGCCAAGACACAGGAUGAACUAAAGGAAGCCAGUCAACUUGUAGGAUAUCCAGAUGAUUGUGGUAUACAAAUCAUUAACGGGGCUUCUAGGUUUGCAGAUGAGGAUGGCAGUGAUGAUGAAACAGAUGAUGAGGAUGACUAUGAUGAAGCUGACAAGAAUGAUGACGAGGAUGAUUGUGAUGGAGUGGAUGAUACAGCGAAGACAGUUUCAUGCAGUAAAGAGUGCGAAGACUUGAUAUUUCUUGAUGGGGAUAAUCAACAUAACUUGGAAGCACUACAUGCUCUUACUGUCAUUGAUUUGUAAUUCGUGGACAGUUUUCGGCUGUGAAAUAUGUUUAGGUAACAUAAUCAGCUAGAGUUGCUUCAUGGCAAAUCAAUUUUUUUGUGUAUUUUAUUCUUAUCAAAUCUUUUUCUUUUUUAUUACAAA
Messenger RNA from Populus euphratica (Euphrates poplar), 2079 nucleotides. Its product is annotated as Tetratricopeptide repeat (TPR)-like superfamily protein. The transcript has 7 exons. Gene Ontology annotation, cellular component: chloroplast. The record is from RefSeq and is a predicted model, not a curated record. Bases 163 to 1956 code for a protein of 597 amino acids. Gene Ontology annotation, biological process: RNA processing. Lineage: Eukaryota; Viridiplantae; Streptophyta; Magnoliopsida; Malpighiales; Salicaceae. Gene Ontology annotation, molecular function: protein binding; mRNA binding.